AUGUUCGACCCACUUCCUCACGACCCUCUUGCAAGCAUCGACUCUAUCGCAGAACGUCUAGUCGACAUGUCCGGCGCAGGCGCAGACUUUGACGACCCCCUUGCGCAACACUGCACGCCAGCAGCUCAGACCCAUUCGAUGGACAGCCCCAAGCUGCUGGGCAGGAGAGACCCCUUCCUCGCACCACUUCCCCUCAUACCAUCCCUAUCAGCAUCACAGCCUCCCUCCCGCCCCCCUUCCCAGCCACCUCACACGGCCCAGCAUCCACCAGCCUACCUCCUCGUCCUAGCUGGGUACGGCGUUCGCCACAUUAUCGCGCACGACGCGCCCGCCAGUGGACGCGAGUACAUUGCGUCAAUCCUCAGCUCGGGCGACAGUGUCGUUGGUGAGGAGGCGCUAGCGUGUGAACGGCCGGAGAGUGCGACCCGUGCCGUCGCCGCCAACCCAGCUCGGUACGGUGCGACAGAGUCUCUUCCCUCGGCCAUGGCGCUCGCCCAUGCGCACUGCCUUUUGUACGAUCUGUUCGCCGCCGAUGCUCGUCUCGCACCCGACUCGACGUAUGCCGGUCUCGUCUCCCGCUUCGUGGCUGCUGUGACUCAAUGGCCCGCUGUGGCUUCUCUCCUUGCCAACCCGGAUCCCAUGGUGCAGGACAUGCUCGGUCUGUCACGUUUCGUUCCUCUUUCUGGCUUCUCCGUCGGCCUGCGCGCCACCGCUCUGGAGGUUACGACGUCCCCAAGCCCCACCGAAGCCCCCUGUCCGCUUAGCGGCUUGACUCUGAUCCCUUCCCUGGUGGACAAUAACAUUGUCUGGUCGACAACUCAGCGCUCUCUCGUGGAUGGAUGGUUCCCCUGGCUCUUUGUCGAAGCCGGUGGGCUCAACACCGACAAUGCUGCAACCCAUGUUCGUCUCCUCAGCUCAAUGCGGUUUGGCAUUGGCAUGUACAACCGCCUUCACGCUCAGGCAGACUUCGCCGCCAUGUCACAGUUCCCUCGCGACAACAGCACGAGGGUUGUUUUUGGUCUCCGAACCUGCGGCGUCAUGUGGACGUUGUACGCUAUGUGGGAUGAGGAUGGUUUGUUUCCUGUCAAUGCCAUCUGGAGUGGCUGCGUCGAGAACCCAAAGGCCAUGUCCCAAAUCGCUGCCAUCCUCCGCCACAUUGGCACGCAAGCCAAGACCCGCCUGGGAGCCGUCCGCACCUGGAUCUCCACCGUCUGCAACGGGCACGCCGCCGUGACUGAGCAAUCGUUGCUUGCCCUCUCACAGGCGACCGUGUCUGUCACCAAGUCGGCAAGCUCCAAGUCGUCGAGCCAGCCGUCGCCAGACAGCUCGGCCCAGUCUGCUGCCGAGUCACCCCCUAUUGACUGGAAACCCCGCGCCUCCGCGACACCUUUUACACCUUUCAAGCCGUCCCAGCCUGGUGGUUCGGCUCGCGCGCAGUAUUCAACGCCAGGUCCCACCGACCGCGGCCCGUCGUCUACUUCCAAGUCUGCCUCUCCCUCAAAGACGACUCGCCAAGUCAAGCCUGCGCCGUCCGCCUCGACCAGGCCCAAGCCUCCCCCUCCCCCUCCAGGCUUCGGACAUCAGCCAGGCAGGCCAUGGGCAGCCCCCGAGCCCACGAUGCCGUGGCGCGCGGACCCAUGGGGACCUCCCCCACCUCCUCCCGGUUUCGGUCCUCCCAACCCGCCCAUGCCCUUCCAGCCGUUCUUUAGCUAUGCCGACCACUACAACUUUUCUUGGCCUGCACUCAGCCCCUCUGCCACUGCCACAGGCAGCACCAAUACGGGUAAUGGAAGUGCGGCCACCAACACCCGCCGUUCGCCAGUCCCACCGCCCCAGCCUGGAGGCGACUGGUCCACCGCCCCGGCGUUCUGGCAGGCGCCGCCCACCGGUGUGUCGAUAACCUAUGAGCGCGGCAGGUCGCGCACGCGUUCCAAACGCUUGGCAUAG
Molecule: messenger RNA, 1947 nt
Organism: Apiotrichum porosum
Lineage: Eukaryota; Fungi; Basidiomycota; Tremellomycetes; Trichosporonales; Trichosporonaceae
Exons: 5
Coding region: 1-1947 (648 amino acids)
Source: RefSeq, a predicted model, not a curated record